AUGUUCAACACUACUAGAGCUUUGGGAGUCACAUACAAGGGGAUUUCCCUAGAGAUAUUAGCUAAGGAAGCUGGGACCGGAUAUAGUAACACUGUUAAGGCAUAUCCGGCGGUUGUGGAAGCAAAAGUUCAAAUGUUGAAGCUGAAAUUGCAAAGGGACACAAAGCCUCAUCCAUCAAACAGAGAUAAGAACGAUAUAAAAGAUAUUAUGACCAUUGGAUAUCAUACCAAAAAGGGAACAAGGUACUUGUCGAUCCACGCACAUGAAGACGGCACUUGGAAGGAGUUUUUAUCGCGAGCAGGUAAACACGGUUCUGCCUCGCAGCAGACAGAGAAUUAA
Aspergillus ibericus CBS 121593 is the source of this 339-nucleotide messenger RNA. RefSeq lists its product as uncharacterized. Lineage: Eukaryota; Fungi; Ascomycota; Eurotiomycetes; Eurotiales; Aspergillaceae. The coding region runs from base 1 to 339 and encodes 112 amino acids. The record is from RefSeq and is a predicted model, not a curated record. The transcript has 3 exons.